Strongylocentrotus purpuratus (purple sea urchin) is the source of this 5558-nucleotide messenger RNA. RefSeq names its product protein FAM193A-like. Bases 150 to 5129 code for a protein of 1659 amino acids. The record is from RefSeq and is a predicted model, not a curated record. NCBI's taxonomy places the organism in Eukaryota, Metazoa, Echinodermata, Echinoidea, Camarodonta, Strongylocentrotidae. The transcript is spliced from 19 exons.
GCUGCCAUAUUGGCGAGGAAAAUGCUAAGGAGCGCCUCUUAUGUUUACAGAAAAACAUUACGAAUUUACGUCGUUCAUCGAAGUAAAUCGAGUCUUGAAAUAUUUCAUUGUAUAACUAUAAUAUCACGGAAGUAGAUUGAGGAUUAAUCAUGAGUUCUUCUGACAGCAAACGCUCCAAAAGACGGAGAAAUAAACGAGGUGGUGGGAAUAGUCGUCCAGCACCUGCUACUGCUAGCAGCGGCAAUGCUAACAACACACAGACUGCUAAUGCGAAGGCAGAUGGGCAGGUACUAACUACCAUACCAGUUCCCAGUUCAUUGACAGAUUUGGACUUAGAUAACAUUCCACAGCCGAUGAGCCAGAUGCCUCGCAGUCACAACCCCUACCUGGACAGAGAGCAUUGCCUGCUAUGUCGCCGUGAGAGGCCAGACCCUCCAGCUAAUCGCAUCCCCCCUGGGGUCGGAGGAAGUGAGAAGGAAAACAACAGGCAGUUACCCAUUACACAGAUGCCCCUUUGGUUGUGUCCCGACUGCCGUCGUACUGUAGAGGAGGAAGAGGCUCAUUCCACCAAAAACUUUGGUCCAUCAGCCAUUGGGGAGUUGUUUCUACCUUCAGCGCCAGCCCUCAUCACCGGUCUCCAGAACCUGGACGGAGCAUUCAGCUCGUCCCCUGGGGGGAUGGGAGGAGACUCCUCAUCCGUGGUAACCAGUACCAGUGGAGGCAAGGGAGGAGGAGGGGUUGGAGGAGGGAGCGGAGACGGGCCGUGCCAGUGCGAGCCGUGUAGGGAGAGGAGGGAGAUAGCAGCUGAGCAGGAGCAUUCUCGACAGCAGCUGGGGGAGUGCUGGACGGAGCUCAGUCACCUGGUACGCUGUGUCUACUGGGAGGCGGGGACCUCCCUAACAGGUGAGGAGAGCACAACCAAGCUGAGUCUGCCGCGCAUGAAGGAACUCGUCCAUCGUCUCUGCGCCCACGACCCCCAUCUACUCUACACGAGGCUGGAGGCGGAGGUGGAGGACUUCAUCAAGGAGAUGAGGGAGAGGCUACUCAAGCAGCUAGACGGGGGCUUUAGGACCCCACCCCUUGCCAAGCAGUUCAUCACCAUGCUCCUGGAGGAGUACGCGGCGCUAUGUUCGGCAGCUCAGACGCUCCUCGCUAUCUUAGAAGAGUUGGAGAAGGAGCACCUGCACAAGUUCAACCUAACGUGGCCGCUGCACAACAAACACCUGUUUCACUCCCUGAUCUACAUGGAGCCGGGUCUUCAUGAUAAUCUGGGCACACUCAUCAAGCAGCUUAGGGCCGUCGCAAGUCAGAAGGAACCUUACCACGAAGAGAGCUACUCUAAUCUACUGCAGAGAUAUCUACAGUUUGACAAUGACAUGUCAGUGGUAGCAGUGGUAUGGAGAGAUUGCCUGCAGCUUAUAGAAGACUAUACAGAUGAACAGGAGUUGUACAAAGGGAAGGAAGCCCUCAACCGCUCAUGGGAUACGGGUGUCACGACGACGAGGCCACGCCCACUAUCCUGCGAGGCCACCAAAUCGACCAAUAACAGGAAUCUGUUCCAGUGCCACUCAGCAUUGAUAAAUCACAUGGCGAAUGGAGGAGGGAAUCAGGAGAAUAAUACCAACCACAGAGGCUCCACUAAGAAAAAGUGCCUGUGUGAUGACUGCAGUCUAAACAGACUGACCUCCAGCCUCUUGACCCCUGACCUCUACGAAGAGAUUGGUCUAAAGCUGAACGAGGCAGCGCCCGGGGGUCAGCUGUCAGCCCUGGAUACCUACCUUCAGUCCAUCAAUCCGCCUGACCUGUCUUCCACCACCUCCUCAUCGGAUUGCUCUUCCCAAGGCGACAGUGAAGACGUCAUCCCUAUCUUCUCUCGUAGUGAUCUCAUUCACUCCGGCUUCUGUUCUCCAAGAAGCGAUGACUCUGACGACUCGGACGACCUAGACUCUGAGUCGUCGCCUUCACCGUCCCAUGAGAAUGCCUUUGAAGAUGAAGAUGACGACGGAGAAGCUAGACCGAAUGAGAACUCUUCAAGGAGGGGCAGGGCGAGGUGUAGAGCAUCUUACUCUGGUGGUGGGGACAGACAGAGCAAUGGUGGUGGUGAUGUCAAAAAGGAUUCCAAUAUUUCCAGUAGUCAGCCAUGCGAGUGUCAUGUAUGUGCUGCCAACAGUCCACACCUUCCUGCUGCUGCCAUGAUGGCGGGCAAUGUCGGGGACACCAAACCCUCGUACCUCUUCUACCCCAACCUCCAGACCCACCAACCACUAGACCUCAGCCACCCAGGCAUCUCGGCCAAACACCCUCUCAUCCACCCCCAUCUCUACAACCUGACCUCUCAGAAACCCAACAAGAUCCCCAACCACUCCCAACAAGCAUUCCAGCUCAACCUCGACGCAUCCGACGGGCUUCAGAACUACGGCGACUGGAACAGUGCCUACGAGAGCGCCAAGAUGGUACUUCACACGCAUUCUCACUCUCACUCUCACUACGGGCACGACGAGGCGCCAGACCUCAUCCAGAGCGCCAAAGCGGCGAUCCAGUCCAACUGCCGCGCGGAAAAGAGCGAGAACCGUUCAGCUAAGAUAGUACCAGUACACCAGGGGCAUCACAACUCUGAAGGGAAGACGACCAAGGAAGAGAAAGGGAAGAAGCAUAGCCAUGACGGCUCUGGGUCAAUCAGCAAUGGCAUCAGCGAAUGGACCAAGCAACAGAGACUAGGGCAACACCUCCACAAUGACAAGGGCAAGAACUCUAGUCUAGUCGCCCAGGAGCUGUGUGCCAAGCACAAUUUCCCGACAGUACCGAAGCUUCCCAACAACAAUAUGUUCAUCUCCCCAGCCCUUCUCCAGGGUACCGAUGCAACGAGCGGAGCGGUGACCCAGGAGAGUCUGGCGCAGUUCAGCUCCGGGGUUCUAACCCAGCAGGCUCUUAUGACCCAGGGCAUGCUGGCUGCUCAAGGGGCAGGGCUGCAGCUGCAGAAUGCAGGCAUUCAUGUGGCUGAUGUGCACCAUCUCCAACAGCAGCAGCAGCAGCAGCAUGUGCCAAGUGAUGGCAAGAAGAAGAAGAAGAGUCAAGGUUGUGGGGAAGAGACGUUACCUACUGAACCUACAGUCCGACUACCUGAUUACCUGAACGAGCAGCACCUGCACGCCUGCUCACAUCAGAACCAAAUCUCCCAUCCAUCCGGUGUCUUGGGCGGCAAUGCUGGCUUGUGUAAUAGCUCCAUGCAGACUACGGCUAGUACCCCAACCUCGGCUAGUGUGUGCAGUAGUGAGCCAGACUACGAAACACCCAACUACCAACAUGACGAUGACACGCCCAGUAACUAUGACGACAAGGACUCCAACGCAUCCAGCACUACGAGGGAGAGGGAGUCUAAACAUUGUGAAUGCUGCUAUUGUGAAUUCUUCGGUCAGGGGCCUCAACCUGCCCCAACGAGUCGAAACUACACAGAAAUCAGAGACAGACUGCGACUAAGACUAAGAGAGCGAAAGCCCAAAGACCAUUCGCCUUCCCAUGAGCCGCCAAUCCAACCUCCCAAUGACCUGCUACAUGCGGACGAGCGCAAGGUAGAGGACCUACUCUCCUUCAUAGAGGGCGCUAAGAAGACCAAGAGCAGCUCCAAGGCAGCUAAACGGCAGCGGCAGAGACAGAAAAAGGCUGAGCAGAAAUCCAAGAGUGUGCCUGAUAACGGUCACAAGAAAGACAUCCAUGUCCCUGUAUUUUCUCACCAUCACUUCCAUCACCACCACCACCAUCAUAUGGAGCUUACCAGAGAGAAGCAACUUGAGGCAGCAUCACAACACAACACCCACUGCAAGGCACAACCUUCCCAUCCAACCAAACAACUACAUCAGGCACCUGCCAAGCAACAAUCCCAGUCUCGAGAAACCCAGCAGUCAGAAUCUAAAUCCGUACCCACAUCCAAGGGUCAACCCAGACCACAAUUGGACCAAAACGCCAGCUUGGUAGCUUCUCAACCUUCGUCCAUGCCGAUGACCUCUUCUUCUUCACCAUCAUCAUCGGAGCUGUCCAAGCAAGCUUCCUCAAACUCCCGAGCAGUGCCCAUGGUCACUUCUCAGGAGAUCGUCCCCAAAGAUGACAGUACCAGCAAGAAGGGCAAAAGCUCUGGAGCAACCCAACCGCAAGUCCAGGCUAAUGCACUGUCAUCGAACGCUGGUAAUAAGAGCGUAGAGAGUAAGGCCAAAGGUAAACAGAAUGGAGCUGGGAAGCAAGGCCCAUCGUUGGCUCAUCCUGCGGAGGCUAGCACAGAGGGCAGAGGAAAGGCAGAUCAGGAUACAGGGAAAUCCGCCAAUAGACGUGAUCAGGGAGCCAGCAAUAAGACAGGCAGCCAAUCAUCACAGCAGAGACUCACCCAGAACCAGAAGCAACAGCAGCAGCAGCAACAGAAGACUGACAAGAUGUCUAGACAUGACACCACUAAUGCAUGGAAGACACCUACUACAGGAGGACAGGAGAGGUUACUCAAUGGCAAUGCUAGUGACAGCAGCAGUGGCAGUAGCAGCAGGUCUAACAGUGUUGGCAACAAGAGCAUCAACAGCAGGACCAAGCAAGUUGGGGCAGCUUCUACCAACAUUGAUGAUCCCCAUUUGAAGAAGCAGGCUACUCUCAAGCCCUCACAGGGUACAGCGAUGUCGGCAGCAGCAGCAGCACAGGGUAAUCCAAAGGCCACUGCCACCAUCCACACCAAGAAGGCCAACCAGACUUCCAGCAGCCUCAAGGAACAGCUUCCACAGAAGAUGGACGAGACAGCCACUGCCAGACUCGCCAGCAAGCGAUCAGAGACUAAUCACAAAAUGGACACCAGGACGUCACAUAAUGGGGGUGGCCAUGAGCAGAUGACGAAUGGAUUGGCUCUGUCCAAUGGAAGUAGCACCACUAACAAGAGGCGCAAGAAAAAGAAGAACUCUGACAAUCCAAAUGCAUCCAUUGAUGAGAUAUUCCUCCCCAAGGAGAAUGUUGACGUGAAUGAAAUGGACGAGACUGAGAGAGAGCUGGAAGCCUUCAAAAGGUUCUGCAUGGCCUCCACUCCCCAGGAGAAGAAGGAGAAGGUGGUCUUUAACGUCAAGGACCUGUCCCUCAAGAAGAGCAGCCUUCAGGCCCACUAAGAGAAGAGACCAGAACCAUCAUUCCAUACAUUUACCAACUAGACCAAGACAAUAGGCCCAAAGCAACAUGUUCACUUCUAUCAACCAAGAUGCCAAGAUAUUCUGCACUUGCGAUAUGGCCCAAAGACUCGAAGAGUGCGACCCCAACGAACUGUCACCAACUAGACCAAAACAAUGGACCCAAACCAAAAUGUUCACUUCUAUCAACCAAGAUCUUGCACCGAUGCUAGAUAUUUCACACUAUUGAUAUGGCCCUAAGACUUGAAGAAUGCAUCCAACUAGACCAAGACAGCAGGCCCAGAGCACAUUCAUCCCUUCUAUUCGGGAAUGGUUCCAAGAUUUAGAUAGCACUGAUGCCAGUAAUCUUCAGCACUAUUGAUAUGGCCCCCAAGACUGGAAGAAUGCACCAACAUACAGUCACCAACAUAC